Cordyceps fumosorosea ARSEF 2679 is the source of this 435-nucleotide messenger RNA. Its product is annotated as RNA recognition protein, RNP-1. The transcript is spliced from 2 exons. Gene Ontology annotation, molecular function: RNA binding. NCBI's taxonomy places the organism in Eukaryota, Fungi, Ascomycota, Sordariomycetes, Hypocreales, Cordycipitaceae. The record is from RefSeq and is a predicted model, not a curated record. Bases 1 to 435 code for a protein of 144 amino acids.
AUGUCGGAUGCAGCCCGCUGGAAAGCAACCGUCUACGUCGGUGGCUUGGCACCACAGGUUACGAACGCCAAUGUGGUAGACGCCUUUAUCCCAUUUGGUGAGCUCGUCGAGGUCAAACUGCCAAAGCCCGAUACUUCCAAUUCCGGAGAAACACAUAAGGGCUUCGCAUACGUCGAGUUUGAAGACAGCGCAGAUGCCAAAGAAGCUAUCGACAACAUGGACCAAGCAGAGUUCUUUGGGCGAACAUUGAAAGUCUCUCAAGCAAAGGUGCCGAAAAGUGCGCAAGAAGGCCUUGGCAGUAAAACUGCUAUCUGGGACCAGGAGGGUUGGCUGGCUGGGAACGCCGAGGGUGAAGCUGACGUGCAGGCUUCCGCCGGCCCGGAUCCUAUGCAAGGCUUGGAGGACUUGGAUGUGGCUGGGCCAAAACCGCAAUAA